AUGUUACUCCGAAUGGGAGCUUUAAGCUUCACAACAAAAUCAACGUCGAUUUCUUUGAAGAAUUUAAAUGGAAAUUCUCCUUCGCACCCAAUGAGACUUCCAAUUUCUCUUUACAUCAUGUCAAGGCUUUUACUUAAGUGUCUACUUGGUUCAAGGCGCACCUUUAAAAAAUUAUUUUUGAACGCGUGGCUUGACAAAAUUUUCAACGUCAAUAAACUCUGCGAAUGUCUUGCGGUUGAAAUUUGA
Molecule: messenger RNA, 246 nt
Organism: Clunio marinus
Lineage: Eukaryota; Metazoa; Arthropoda; Insecta; Diptera; Chironomidae
Source: the annotation of a GenBank genome assembly